This is a messenger RNA of Solea solea (common sole), 1281 nucleotides long. It is a transcript of the gene reep6, whose product is annotated as receptor accessory protein 6. The record is from RefSeq and is a predicted model, not a curated record. The coding region runs from base 36 to 728 and encodes 230 amino acids. Lineage: Eukaryota; Metazoa; Chordata; Actinopteri; Pleuronectiformes; Soleidae. The transcript has 7 exons.
UCUCAGAGGAGCAGCAGUGUGUGAGUAGGACUAUCAUGGGUCUCCUGAACGUCCUCUCCUCCAUCAGAGACCGAGCAGAGAAGUUCCUCAACGAGAAGAACGUGGUGACCGAUUUUCUGGGGAAGCUGGAGGAGAAGACGGGGAUAAAGAAGAAGAUCAUCGCAGUCGGUGCCGUCUCACUGACUGGACUCUACCUGGUGUAUGGAUAUGGUGCCUCCCUCCUCUGCAACCUGAUUGGUUUUGUGUAUCCGGCUUAUUAUUCAAUCAAAGCCAUCGAAAGCCCGUGCAAAGAGGACGACACAAAAUGGCUGACCUACUGGGUGGUGUACGGUGUGUUCAGCCUGGGCGAGUUCUUCUCCGAUAUCUUCCUCUACUGGUUUCCAUUUUAUUACGCCUUUAAGUGUCUCUUCCUGUUGUGGUGCAUGGCCCCGAUGUCGUGGAACGGCUCGCAGGUCAUCUACGACAAAGUGGUCCGCCCCAUCUUCCUGCGCCACGAGGCCACGGUGGACAACAUGGUGAACGACCUGAGCGGGAAAGCCAUGAGUGCCGCUGAGAACCUGACCAGAGAAGUUCUGUGCACACUGGUGAAGAAUAAAUCUCUGGUGACUCCGGCGCCGCCCGUCACUCAGUCCGACACUAAAAGUUUACCGAGCUCGUCGACACAAACAUCAGCGGCUAAAAAAGCUCCAACACAAUCAAGCGAGGAUCAACAGCCUUUCCUGGGUUAAACAGAGCAGGUCCUUCAGGUAGCAGAGGAGGAGGAGGAGGAAGAGGAGGAAGAGGAGGGGGAGACUCUUGGAAUCAUCAUCCCUCCUGAUGGAUCCCAACCAGGAAAAACCUCCUGUCAAAUACUUUUUUAAAUUUCAUAUCAGAACACGUCCAUAGUUCAGAUUUAUGGACGUGUUCUUUUAGGACUUUUUAGAUUAAACACUUCAGAAUCAGCUUCUCCUGUAGCUAAGUUCACAACGUCACUGGCUCAUGUUUGGCAGGCUGCAGAUUCUCCACCAGGGGGCGUUUCAUGCUCAUCACUUAGCAACACUGUGAAUAUGAUGAGGUUCUAUUGUAUGGCUGCUUUGUAUUUAUUUAUUCUCUUUAUUUGUCUGUGUGUUUAUUGUGAGUGUGCAUUUUAUUGUGCAUUAUUGUUUCAUCAUAUACUGUAAGUUACUGUUGUUUACAAACACAUUUUUUUCUGUUGUUUGUUAAUUGCAGUUAUGAGGUUAUUAUAAAUAAAAAAAUCACAGAGUGAGCUAACACGCUCAGAUUUAUGUGAUAUUACAUUUA